AUGGAUGACGGAUCAGAGGAGCUUAAAACCAUGUACUACAAGCACUUAGACGAGUACGAAAAGACACAACUAAGGGUCUUCUUCCUAGAAGAGAUGCAGCGUACUUGUCCAAAAUGGAUUGGAGUCUACCGACAAAACAAACUCAAGGCUGCAUUUGGAGAGAUCGUUGCAGUGCUCGGGGACCUGACGAACAGCAAGAUCAUUGACGAGUGGCUAGACGCAGUGAAAGAAUUUGGGUUCGCACCAACUAUUGGAAAGAUGCUGCAUGCUUAUAAGCAGGAGUCGUUGUAUCAUCAGCGGAACGCAGUCAGAGCUGCAAUGGAUAAAGAUAUCAAUGGCACGACGUAA
This is a messenger RNA of Ascochyta rabiei, 348 nucleotides long. RefSeq lists its product as uncharacterized. The record is from RefSeq and is a predicted model, not a curated record. The coding region runs from base 1 to 348 and encodes 115 amino acids. The transcript has a single exon. NCBI's taxonomy places the organism in Eukaryota, Fungi, Ascomycota, Dothideomycetes, Pleosporales, Didymellaceae.